AUGGGCGAUCUGCAGCGCACGGGCGGGGCGCCGCGGCGAGGCGCCGUGCAGUUCCGGAUACCGCGGCGGCCUGCCAAGGCGACGGGCGCGCCACCUCUACCGGCGUCUGGCGGGCGGAAGAAGAAGAUGCCAGUGGCGCGGCUCGGCCGCGCACGGAGGGGCCUCUUCGGGGCGGUCCGGCGGCUGCGCAUGCGCUGGGUGGCGGCCGUGUACCGGCGCGCGCUGCGCCGGCUGCGCGCCUUCUACGCCAGGGCGCUGGAGGACCUCCUCGAGGGCGCGGCGUCCAUCAGCACGCUGCGCGCCCAGGCCGGCGCCGACUGCUCCUUCGGCACCGCCUUCGCGCCCGUCGUCGCCGCCGGCCGCCGCUACAACUGA
Lolium rigidum is the source of this 375-nucleotide messenger RNA. RefSeq lists its product as uncharacterized. Lineage: Eukaryota; Viridiplantae; Streptophyta; Magnoliopsida; Poales; Poaceae. The transcript has a single exon. The record is from RefSeq and is a predicted model, not a curated record. The coding region runs from base 1 to 375 and encodes 124 amino acids.